Centropristis striata (black sea bass) is the source of this 1722-nucleotide messenger RNA. Its product is annotated as 5-hydroxytryptamine receptor 3A-like. Gene Ontology annotation, cellular component: membrane; neuron projection; synapse. Gene Ontology annotation, molecular function: transmembrane signaling receptor activity; extracellular ligand-gated monoatomic ion channel activity; neurotransmitter receptor activity. Gene Ontology annotation, biological process: chemical synaptic transmission; regulation of membrane potential; nervous system process. The transcript is spliced from 11 exons. The record is from RefSeq and is a predicted model, not a curated record. Lineage: Eukaryota; Metazoa; Chordata; Actinopteri; Perciformes; Serranidae. The coding region runs from base 1 to 1722 and encodes 573 amino acids.
AUGAUAUUAAACUCUGCUGAGCCUGCCCGGACUUCCUUGCCAGCACGGAAGUCCGAACCGGACCAGCAGCUGGCUGUGGUGGCUGUUGCGGCUGCUGCGGCCAGAGAUGGUAAGAGCGACAUCAGUCGACUCUCCACUGUGACAGAGAAGGACAAGGCCCUGCCGAGUCCUUAUGUAUUUAUUACAUCUGGCGGUCGAGUCAUAUUUAGGAUCACAAUGGUGGUGGUCAGCACCUGCAAGAUGGAAGUUUACAAAUUUCCUUUUGAUUUUCAGAGCUGCAACUUGUCUUUCAAAUCUGCCAUACACCCUGACACAUUAAUACAACUUAAAGAGAUGGUUAACGUCAGUUGGACCAAAAUGUGGACUAAGAAAAUAAUGCGGACCCAGUCGGAGUGGCUGUUUGUCGACAUAAAAACCAACAAUAAAACUGUUGACAAUUUUGGCUUCAAACAAAGCAUGUUGGUUUACACUAUCACCAUGAAGAGGCGGUCUGUCCUCUACAUCGCCAACUUCUUGCUGCCGGUCCUGUUCUUCUUGUGUCUGGACUUGGCGUCCUUCCUGAUCUCAGACAGUGGGGGCGAGAAGCUCAGCUUCAAGGUCACUGUGCUGCUCGCUAUAACUGUGAUGCAGCUAAUUCUCAGUGAGAUUCUGCCCUCCUCUUCAGACAGCGUUCCAGUUGUUGCUGUCUACUGCAUUGGGAUAUUUGGUUUGAUGAUGAUCAGCCUCUUUGAGACUAUUUUGCUGAUGUAUCUGAUGGGGAAAGACAACGAGGCAGAUGAAGACCAAAGACCAAAGAGUGAGGAUUGUGAAGAUAAACGGAGCAAAGUCAGCUGCUGCUGUAAAGAGCUGAAGAAAUGGACUCACUGUGCUCGUGUUUGUGAUGUGUCUGUUGAUGAACCUCCAUCUGAACUGCUGUCAGCAACCAAAGAGGGCAGCAGCAGUGAACUGACGGAGGAGUCCAUUGCCUUGGAGAAGCUCUCAGAUGAGAUGAAGGAGGUGAUUCAGCUCCUUAACAGCAGGGAGGAAGCAGGAAAGAUCGGCUACUGGACCAGAGUGGCUAAAACAAUCAACAAAGUUUUCUUCAUUUCCUAUGUCACAAAUGGAGACAUGGACUCCUCUUUUUGUUCGGUCCGGGAGCUGCAAGACUCUUCAACCGACUCUCAAGAGCUGAAGACGACGCCUGAUCGACCACAUCGGGGGAAAAAGACUCCAGUUCUACAAUCAAGAAGAAGACAGAGUGAGGACAUCCACAUCAAGAAAGAAGAUUCCAAUCUGACCGGUGAAGACGAAAGACGAGUGAGAAGAAGGGUGACCAUUCCAACGCCAGUCGAUGAUCGAUUAAAGAAGUCUUCUUUCCAAGUCCACACUGAAGCCAGGACCCAGGGACCAGUCCAGGAUCGCUCCAACUCUGACCAGAGGGGAGAGUCACAGCUGAGGCCUGAAGCCUGGCAUUGCAGAAGAGUUUCUUGGCCAGACAACUCUCACGUCUACUUCUCCAAAACCUUCAAGUUUAAUACCCAGCUACAGCUUCAUUCAACACAGGCAGUUAGGAUAUCAUGGGUGAAGAAAUCUGAGGAAAAGAAACGUGAAAAUCUGGAGACCGGUCCAGGGUGUAACCCUCCUCUGGCCCAGUGUCAGCUGGGAUCGGCUCCAGUCCUCCGUGACCAGAGUUCAGAUCAACUUCUGACUGCUGACUCCUCCCAAAGGUCAACUUCACUGUGA